GUACACCCUAUUGGAUGGCACCGGAAGUGGCUGCUGUUGAGCGCAAGGGUGGCUACAAUCAAUUAUGUGAUAUUUGGGCUUGUGGUAUUACAGCAAUAGAAUUGGCUGAACUGCAACCACCUAUGUUCGAUUUACAUCCAAUGCGUGCUUUGUUCCUGAUGUCAAAAAGUGGUUUCAAACCUCCAACUCUCAGUAAUAAAGAGAAAUGGAGUCCUACAUUUCAUAAUUUUGUAAAAACAGCUUUAACAAAGAAUCCUAAAAAACGUCCCACAGCCGAAAGACUACUCCAGCAUCCGUUCGUUCAGGGUGAAAUGUCUGUGCGAGUGGCCAAAGAAUUGCUCAAAAAAUAUAUGAAUCCAAAUCAACAGUUUUACUAUAACUGGGAUGGUGAUGAAGAG
Messenger RNA from Musca vetustissima, 398 nucleotides. Its product is annotated as mitogen-activated protein kinase kinase kinase kinase 3-like. The annotation marks the transcript as partial. Gene Ontology annotation, biological process: protein phosphorylation. The record is from RefSeq and is a predicted model, not a curated record. Gene Ontology annotation, molecular function: ATP binding; MAP kinase kinase kinase kinase activity. NCBI's taxonomy places the organism in Eukaryota, Metazoa, Arthropoda, Insecta, Diptera, Muscidae. The transcript is spliced from 2 exons.